UUCCUAAAAAAAAAGAAAGAAUUCCAAAACGUUCCAGAAUGAUAAAACAACUUCCGCAUUCCAGUGUGACAUAUUAAGGGAUCUGGAUAAGUGACCUGCAACAAUGUAGCUAUGGGGGAAAAAAAAUACUUCUCCCAAAAUUAUUUAAUUGUAAAGUGUUCUGGAAAAAAAUAUAUUAGUCAGUACAAUUGUGCUCUCUUCCCACUAACGUUAUACAUGUGAAUUUUGCCUAAAAAAUGGCAAGUUACUUUCACCAAUAUAUAGCAAAGUGUUGAUGGUCCCUAACUUUGAUGUCGCUCGCCCGGCAGCAACACAUUCACCACCGAGUUAGUCGUGCAAGCUUUGAAAGAGGCGAACGUCAAUCUUGAACUCAACAGCAACAUGACGACCAAGCACGAAUUCUUUGUGGACAUGACAUGUGAGGGAUGCUCUGGGGCAGUCACCCGAGUCCUCAAUAAACUGGGUGGUGUCCAAUUUGAGAUCGACCUCCCCAACAAGAAGGUUUUCAUUGAGUCUGACAAGGACACGGACGUGCUUCUGGAAACACUUAAGAAGACUGGAAAGGAAGCUAACUACAUCGGCCCCAAGUGACGAAUCAAUCCUCUUUCCUCUAUAGAACAGCUCCUUCCUCUUCUCACCAUCACAACCUGUUUAGCCUUAUCGUGUCCUUGUUUCUGUGUGUUAGCUGUUGGUUGGUGCCUAUAUGAAGGAUGAUCAUGAGAAGAAAGAACCCUGGCUGACAUGUCUUCAUGGACCACUGGAAUGAGCUUGCACUGCCAAGCUGUCCACUUUCAGUAAUUUAAGCACUAUUAUUUAUGUGUCCCAAAUGCCACUAUAAAGGCCCAGGUCCAAAGUAGGGCACUGUAUAUGGAAUAGAGUACCCUUUUGGGACGAAUCCACUGUGAAUAUCCAGUGUGAUUGAUGCGCAGGAUUAAAUAUAUCAUGUUAUCUAUAUGGGUUAACUUUACUGCGGGGACAUGAAAGGAUGUAGAGAUCGCUGUCUCUGCUUUGUCUUAAUGAAAGCACCUAUUGUAAUUCACAUUAUUUGGAGGGAACGGCAACCAUCCUGUAUUACGUUUUCCUUUCGCUGUCUGAAUAUUGUUCAUAUUUACCCACAUGUCAAAUAAAAAAAACGGUGAUUCUA
Messenger RNA from Oncorhynchus masou masou (cherry salmon), 1144 nucleotides. Its product is annotated as copper transport protein ATOX1-like. The coding region runs from base 382 to 591 and encodes 69 amino acids. Gene Ontology annotation, biological process: copper ion transport. NCBI's taxonomy places the organism in Eukaryota, Metazoa, Chordata, Actinopteri, Salmoniformes, Salmonidae. The record is from RefSeq and is a predicted model, not a curated record. Gene Ontology annotation, cellular component: cytosol. Gene Ontology annotation, molecular function: metal ion binding; copper chaperone activity. The transcript is spliced from 4 exons.